Molecule: messenger RNA, 1206 nt
Organism: Peronospora matthiolae
Lineage: Eukaryota; Oomycota; Peronosporomycetes; Peronosporales; Peronosporaceae
Source: the annotation of a GenBank genome assembly
AUGGACGAAGGCGCCAUGGCAUCAACGAAGCUCUAUGUGGGCAACCUAUUCUACGACCUCACGCAGGAAGACUUGGAGGCGGAAUUCGGCAAGUUUGGACCUCUUGAGCAAUGUGCUGUCAAAAAAGGCUACGCUUUCGUUCACUACGAACGGCUCGAGGAUGCAGAAAUGGCAGUCCAAGAGAUGAAUAACAAGGAAUUGGGUGGUCGUCGACUGCGUGUGGCUUUUGCCGUGUCGCACGGCAUGCAACGACGCUAUGACGGACCGCCGCCGCCUCUGCACGCAGUGCCCUCAGGUCCACCACCAGUUAUGCAGCAGCUGGACCCGAUCAGGCCGUCGCCGCUGCUGCGCAACCCCCGGUUUCCAGUGAACGCGUCGCCCAAUCUGUUUGUCGCCAAUAUCCCGCCUCACGUCAAGAUGAGUGAGCUGGACGACACGUUUGCUCGAUUUGGAGAAGUCAAGAACGUCAAAGUACUGCCGCAGUCAAGACCGGACGCGCCCAUGUCUGCUUUUGUCGACUACACUGACGUGUCGUCCGCCCAGAAGGCACACAGUUCCACGAUCGUCAUGUCGGGACAGCAGCUCCGCACGGACUAUAAUUUCCGCAAAAGCAAAGGGGACGGACUGAAACGCGUAAAUGGCAAAAACCCUGACGGUGGCUAUGAUGGUGAAGAGCAGAGGGGCAGGCGUCCGCGCCACGACUCGAUCGACUCUCAAUUUGGCAAACGGAGCAAGUUUGAAGACGAGACGGAGGAUCCGAGCCAUCGUCGUCAUCAUCACCAUCGCCACUCGAGUCGUCACCAUUCGUCGCGCCAUAGUCGAGAGGACCCGGAGGAGCGGGAACGCAGUGCAUCUCCUUUGCCUUAUCGUCAUCAUAGCAGCAGCAGAAGCUUGUGUAGAGGUGAGGAUUCUCUGAGGCGCGAGCGCUCGCGGGUCCAUCCGUCUUACGUACGUCCAGAUGACCCUGACAGAAUCCAUCAGCACGCACGCCGCUCGCACAACGGCGAGUAUAACGACCGCCGACCACGUGGCGAAGGGAGAGUGGCUCAUGAGUAUGCAGAACAUGAACUGAACAAGUUGCCGCCGCAAGAACCUCGUCGUCACAGCCGCCCAGAGAUAUCGCUGCGUCACGGAUCGCGCCGCAGUCAUCGAAAUGAUCGGAGCUGGUCGCCCUCUCAUUCGAGACCUCGCAGUCGUAGCCGCUAA